This is a messenger RNA of Anoplopoma fimbria (sablefish), 5934 nucleotides long. RefSeq names its product testis expressed 2 (gene tex2). The record is from RefSeq and is a predicted model, not a curated record. The transcript is spliced from 13 exons. Lineage: Eukaryota; Metazoa; Chordata; Actinopteri; Perciformes; Anoplopomatidae. Bases 780 to 4352 code for a protein of 1190 amino acids. Gene Ontology annotation, cellular component: endoplasmic reticulum. Gene Ontology annotation, molecular function: lipid binding.
GAUCUACUGGCCACCAGUGUCACGGUGCACCUGGUGGAUCUGAUCCAGGGGUAGGCUGUGUCUGCAGUCUUUUUGCUUUAUAGUUUGAUUUUUCUUAAAUGACAGCAUCUGGAAAACACAUCAUCAUUUUGGAUUUGAUCUGCGGUGUGUUUACUUGCUGCUCAUUGGUCCUGCAGCCGUUUUUUAAAGGGGAGACCGGGUUGCUGGUGCUGUUUGUGGAGGGGAAUCCGCGUCUCGUAGUCAUGCUGCAACGCCAUGACGCAACUCACCCUCUCCUGCUGCAACACAAUACAAUAUGAAUCACCAGAGUGCCGACGAUGGGACGCUUCUUUCAGGUGUAAAUCUCAUUUAAAUGCUUGCAGAGAAGGGGGGGGGAGUGGCGCUGACUGUCGCCCAUUCACUGACUCCAUAACACGCCCAGAGCUUCGUGCAUUUGUGGCGUAAAAAGUCGGAGAAGGGGGUGUACCGGGGUUUGAUCGGUGUCUGUCUGCUCCGGACUCUCGCUGGGUGAGCAGGCUGAUCAGGCCAGCCUCCCACCGGCUGCCCCGCCGCGCUCCGUCCGCUCCGCAGGCUCCAGAGAGCGGCUCCGCGCACGGAUCCUCACCGCGUUACGCAGAGCCAAAGCCGCGGAUGCAGAGCGAUCCCAGUGGCCUGCACACGGAGAUGCGAUAACAACGGUGACAUUAAAGGCAUGUUAGCACCAUGACUACAGGUUGUGCUGCAAGAGGAGAUUGAAUGCCUCUUAAAUGUCAAGGCUGUGAGCCUUGUGCAGGGUGGAGAUGAGCAGUCAGGGCAACAGCAGCAAGGGAGGUGGCCAGCAUGCUGACACUCCACCACCUCGUCACGCCCCUGGACCCAAGCUGCAGGUGCAGCGCUCCCUCUCUCGUGACACCAUCACCAUCCACUUCUCUGCUCUGGGGAAAGAGGAAGACGACGAGGAAGAGGAGCUCUACGGUGUACCUCUUGGAUCUGCCGGGGUUGAAUCUGAGCUUGAUUUUGCAGGGGGAGUUCAAGGUCUAGAAGCUUCAGGGGCCGAAGACCGGUCCGUCGCCACGGGCUUGGAGGCAAAUGAGGAGCUGCUGUUUGAAUCUGCUGGUGGUCAGACCUCCUCUGGAGCUGCUGUGCUCCCUGUUUCCUCCACCAUCUUGUCUGUGCAGCCCUCAGACCCACACACACCCUCUCCAGCCAUGACUAUUAUCCCUGGCUCCACGCAGCCCCACCUGAGCACCACUCCUCCUGCCAGCUCCUCCUGGCCCUCUGAACGACCUUCAGCCAAUCCCCCAUCCACGAGCUCUAGCUCCUCCUCCCCCUGCAAGUCUGCAGCGCUGUCCUCCUCCAAGCCUUUCCUCAGCCUGGUCAGGUCCUUGUCCAAUGAUGUUGAGUCUCGGGAAACCGCCGCUGCUCCCAUCACCGUUGCGCCAUCGCAGUCACGGCACCGUCACUUAAUGAAAUCUUUUGUAAAGUCUCUUUCCACGGACACUUCGAAGGCUGAACAUCAGGAAGGGCCUCUUCACCAAUAUCUCCAUCACCCUCCUCAUCAGCAGCAGCAAGUGCAGUCAUCCCAGCGGCCUCCACCUCGCAACAUGCAGCUUUUCAAACAGUUCUCCCAGCCCCGCUUGUGCUCAAGCCCCGUCAUUGUCACUAAAGCAGGUGGGGACUCCAAAACGGCGCCCUCUUCCCCGAUCAUGUCCCCAGAUGGCAGGUCUUUCUUCAAGGUCCAAGAGGUGGAGGCCAGGAUAGAGGAUACCAAGCGACGGCUGUCAGAGGUGAUGUCGGACCCCUUGCAGCUUUUUAGUAAGAUCAUGGGAGACGAGUCUGGCGGGGGAGCUGCUGCCACUCAUCGGUCCAAAUCGCUGUCCUCCAGUGCGUCAGAGCUCAGCGGAGGGACGGCGGUGAACGGACACACGGAAGGUAACAACAACUAUAGCAUCAAGGAGGAGGAAGGGGCAGAAGAGGAAGAAACCCCCAAGGGGAAGGGCCCCGACUCCGUUUUUUUCUCCUUUCCUUCACUGGGACCGGCCCCAACCGUCCCCCCGGCCUCCUCUUUCACUUUCCCCAAAUCCCCGUCCCUAACUCUGGGCCGCUGCUCCAUGUCGGCCCUGGUGGCUCGGCAGGAAGACGAGGACUUCUGUGAACUGUACAGUGAAGACUUUGAGUUGUGUACCGAUACAGAAACACCAGAUGGGGACCGUCCCGCGUCCCGGCAGCCCCAUACUGGUAGCACUGGGUUGUGUAGUGAACUUGACUCAGAGGAGGAGGAGGAGGAAAAAGAGGAGGAGGAGGUGGUGGAGUCGGUGCCAGUGACCGGCCUCAUCUUCCUGACACAGGUGGUCUACUGGUAUAUAAUCCUUCCAAUGCCACCAUAUGUAUGUGCGGUGGUGCAUGGGAUAGUAGCUGGGUUCAUGUUGGCCUUGCUGGUCCUCUGGCUGUCCUCUCCUCGACCCUCCUCAUCAAAUACGAGAAGAGGGAGGCGAGGGAUAAAGCCCUGGAAUGUGGCCCAGCUGGAUAUCAAAGAACCGGGAACCUUCAAGGGCUGGAUGAACGAGAUCCACAGCUACGACCCGGAGAUGUACCACGCCACCCUGACCCACUCCGUUUACGUCCGCCUGGAAGGCUCCAUCCUGCGUCUGUCCAAGCCCAACCGGAACAUCUCCCGCCGCGCCACACACAACGAGCCCAAACCUGACGUCACCUACAUCAGCCAGAAGAUCUACGACCUGACGGACAGCAAGAUCAACCUGGUGCCCCAAAGCCUGGCCAGGAAGAGAGUUUGGAACAAAAAGUACCCCAUUUGCAUUGAGCUGGCCAAGCAAGAGGACUUCAUGUCUAAGGCCCAGGGAGAGAAGCCCGAAGCCGGCGAGGAGAGAUUAACGGGGCCGUGUGAGAAACUGGAACGGACGGACAAAUGUGAGAAAGUUGAGGUAGCAGGAUCGUCAGAGGAACCCAAAAGACCGACCUCUGGAGGGGGGGAUCUGACAAUCUACUUGUUUGGGAGGACGGGUCGGGAAAAGGAGGAGUGGUUCCGGAGAUUUCUUCUGGCGUCCCGACCGAAGUCAGAGGGGAGAAGUGGAAGUCUGCCCGGCAUCUGCAAGAGUGCCUUCUUGCCCUCCCACAGCCGCAGUAGCAGCCCCCAAUCUGGCGGAGGCCUGGAGGCCGACAGCAGGAGCAGCAGACGGGGAAGCCUGGAGGAGCUGUCUCAGUCUCGGCACAGAGAGACCUCCUCUGCUCCCUCCGGUGGCUCCGCUGGAGGGAUGAAGCAGAAGAUGCAGCUGGACUACAACGUCUACAUGGCCAAGUAUAUCAACCCCCAGGCAGCACAGGGGAGCCCAACUGCCGCUGACAGUCCUGGUCCAGCAAGCCCCGAGAGCAGCCCCAAAACUACAAAAAAGGUACGCAGGACUUCAGAGGAUCCUGUGGAGCCUGAGGCCUGGGUCAACGCCUCUGUGGGAAGGAUAUUCUGGGACUUCCUGGGAGAGAAAUACUGGGCCAACGUAGUCUCCAAAAAGAUCCAGAUGAAGCUCAGUAAGAUCCGGCUGCCAUAUGUCAUGAACGAGCUGACUCUGACAGAGCUAGACAUGGGCUUUUCCAUCCCUAAGAUCCUCCAUGCCUCCAAACCCUCUGUGGACCACCAAGGUCUGUGGUUUGAUCUGGAGGUCUCCUACACAGGCUCCUUCCUCAUGACGCUGGAGACCAAGAUGAACCUGGCCCGUCUGGGGAAGGAGGGCGAGGGGCUCGGGGAGCACGGGAAAGAGUGGCCGCGGACAUACUGUCUGGCAGACAGCGAUGAGGAGUCGUCUAGCGCCGGCUCUUCGGAUGAGGAGGAUCCAUCAGAACUCCUCAGUGACAAAGCCAUUCUCCCUGGAGCCGAGGGCUACGUUGGAGGCUACAGGCCGAGCAAGAUCAUGCGCUUUGUGGACAAGAUAGCCAAGUCGAAGUACUUUCAGAAAGCCACAGAGACGGAGUUCAUCAAGAAGAAGAUGGAGGAAGUGUCCAACACGCCCCUGCUGCUCACAGUGGAGGUGCAAGAGUUUAGGGGGACGCUGGCUGUCAACAUCCCGCCUCCCCCCACGGACAGGAUAUGGUAUGGUUUCCGGAGUCCGCCUCAUCUAGAGCUGAAAGCACGACCCAAACUCGGCGAGAGGGAGGUAACUUUAGUUCAUGUGACGGACUGGAUCGAGAAGAAACUGGACCAGGAAUUCCAGAAAAUAUUUGUGAUGCCAAACAUGGAUGAUGUAUGGCUACCCAUAAUGCACUCUGCCAUGGACACACGUUCAAAUGCCAACUUGGUUACUGAGACAAAUGAUGCCUUGAAGGACCCAGAACCCGAGGAGCCUGAGGUCUCUGACAUGUGAAGACUGCUGUUCAAAGUGCAUAAUGGCGGACAUUUUAUCACCAAGGUAAUAUGACAAGGCCCCUCUCAGAGACCCACGGGUACAGGAACGUACCGGACCAACUCUCCAAUAUUUUUACCCAUGAUCAAGUCCAAUUGUUGCAACACCAGUGAUGUGCUCUCACAUACAGGAAGUGUUGGUGUGCUUGUUAUCAUCUGUGGCAAUGGAAAAAACAGGAAACGAAAGAGAAAUGUGACACAGAUUGUCAUCGAAUCACACAGCUUUAACUUUAUUUGUGUGACAUCAAAUGCUAUGAUUCAUUUUUCUGAUGAAAUAAAAUUCAUGGGGCAUGUCGAAACCGUUUAACGAAUGUGUGUGGUGGUGGUGGAUCGACAAACAGCCAUCAGAUUCAAACAGAAGAACCAUAAAACCUGUGACGUACAGCUGCACCAAACAUUUGCAGUGUUUAAAUUUUUGUGCCGCCCUUUCUAAUCCAGCGGUUUGUUGUCGCUGUAUCUUUACGAAACGUUUCGAGGCCACUGAUGAAGAGCGUGUAUGUCCUAGUGAGGCAUCUCUUGAGGGAAUAACUCUAAAAUUUGGAGAUGAUUUUGCUUAAAGCCCCUGCAUCUUUUGACACACAUCUCACAGGGUUAUUGAGUCAUUGGUCACCCAUCCACACUGCUGCCUGUGCCGGUCGCCCGGCACCUUUAUGCAAACAGAUCAGUGACAGUGUGUCCAUCGAAGACACUAGGUCAGUUUGAAUCCACUAUGGACACUGUCAUAACAUACAAACUGUGUGCUUUUAACCGUGUGGUCGGGAUUAAAGCUAAAUCUGACUUUAGAGGGGCAAAUUGAAAGAUUUCUGCAAACACAGCAGCUGAACAUUGCCUAGGUCUGAUGAAUGUAUAAAUAGGAAAACGCGGAUCUCCAGCUGUGCGAGGAAUCGCUCAUUCACUGACGACGUGCUUCUACGCAACAUGCUUCGAGACUUCUUUUCAUGUUUCAUUCAGAGCUGUGCAAAAGUAAUAAUUUUUUUGUGUUUUUAUUGCCAAAGCAAUCUUUCAGUCCUGUCUGGAGGCUACUGUAUGAGGUAAACAGUGACAAAUAAGCAAUCUUAUGUUCCUUUAUUUGAAUAAACAUACUGGAUAUUAGCCAUAUUAUUUAAUGUUGUCAGAAGACAUCCAGCUUAUGAAUGCUCUUUCUUGUUGAAUUAUUCAUUGUUUUGCUGCUUCUUUCUGUACACAUUCAAGAUGAAUAACAUUAAACUAGAACAGCAACUUUGUAAUCUGCCAAGACGCCCGGCUGCUUUACGGGCGACUAUUAUUUUACAUGUUUUUACGUUCAAAUGUGUGUGUUGGCAAAGUGUAUGAGGCAGAAAGUGCCUUUUAAAAUAAACAUUCCUCCGUAGUGGGCCACCACAUUUGUUGCAUCAGUUGAGGAUAGAAAGUGUGUCAUUGUGUCUGUCGAGACAUGCCCUUAGUUUUCAUAGGUUUCAGUGUUGUUCAUUUGCACAGUGAUGAAAAAUAUCAAACAUUGCUGUUGUGUUCAGUGAUGUCACAGAAUGUUAUGGUUCUGAUCGUUGUGGAUCAAUAAAACUUUUUGC